AUGAGACCCAUUCUACUCCAAGGCCACACUCGUGCAUUGACUCAGAUCAAAUACAACAGAGAAGGCGAUUUGCUUUUUACAGUCUCUAAAGAUAAAAUUGCCAAUGUUUGGUACUCCCAUAAUGGUGAACGAUUAGGUACUUACACAGGACACCAAGGAAGUAUUUGGACAAUUGAUGUGAAUGCUGAUUCAACAUUGCUCGUCACCGGCUCAGCAGACAACUCUUGUAAACUUUGGCAAGUUCAAACUGGACGCUGUUUGAAGACUUGGGAAUUUAAGACAGCGGUUAAGCGUGUGGAAUUUAGUGAAGAUGGUUCCAUGGUUUUAUGCGUCACUGAGGAACGUAUGGGUUACUCAGGUACGGUAACAGUCUAUCCUAUCAACAACGAUAUCAACGGAACUCAAUCUGAUACACCAAUUGUCACCAUUACCAACAACGGAGGAGCUAAGGCUGUUGUAGCUGGGUGGACUUAUUUGGACAAGUAUAUCAUCACCGGUCAUGAAGACGGUACUAUUUGUCAAUGGGAUUGGAAGGCUAAAGAAAAGGUCAAGUCUAUUAAAGCUCAUGACAGUGUUUUAUCUGACAUGCAGUUCAGCAUCGAUCGUACAUACUUCAUCACAUCCGCAAAAGACAAGAGCGCAAAGAUUAUCGACCCUAUUACAUUAGACAUAAAGAAGACUUAUACUGCAGAUACGCCUCUUAACUCUGCAUCCAUUAUACCUAAACACCAAGAAUUUGUUAUCAUUGGUGGUGGUCAAGAUGCGAUGAGCGUAACAACAACCUCUGCUAGACAGGGUAAAUUCGAAAGUAGAUUCUAUCACAAGAUUUUAGAAGAAGAAAUUGGUCGUGUUAGAGGUCACUUUGGUCCUAUCAAUACAAUUGCUGUUCACCCAGAAGGAACCGGCUACUCAAGUGGUGGUGAAGAUGGUUAUGUCCGUGUACAUCAUUUUGAUCCUGAUUAUUAUACUUUUAAGCUUGAAAUUUAG
Messenger RNA from Rhizopus microsporus ATCC 52813, 987 nucleotides. RefSeq names its product WD40 repeat-like protein. The transcript has 3 exons. NCBI's taxonomy places the organism in Eukaryota, Fungi, Mucoromycota, Mucoromycetes, Mucorales, Rhizopodaceae. Gene Ontology annotation, biological process: cytoplasmic translational initiation. Gene Ontology annotation, cellular component: eukaryotic translation initiation factor 3 complex, eIF3m; cytoplasm. The record is from RefSeq and is a predicted model, not a curated record. Gene Ontology annotation, molecular function: RNA binding; protein binding; translation initiation factor activity. The coding region runs from base 1 to 987 and encodes 328 amino acids.